GAAGUGCAAGCAUUUAGACAAAAUGCCCUGCAGAGUUGGGGAUUUGGAUUCAACUUCCGCCCGCUUUCAGCCCAGUGUGAGGAUAGGAAACUGGGUGGAGGAAAACUGCCUAGAGGAGGACAAAAUAGUGAACUUCAAGAAGCAGCGCGACCGAGGCGAACUUCUGGUGGAAAAAGCCCGCACUCUGUACGACAAUUUCCACAAGGAGGUCGUCUUGGCUGCCCCCAAGCAGACCAUUAUAUUCGGGGCCAUUGUGCAGCUCAUGCCCAUCUACAUGAACAUCAGUGAGAUGGACACCUCCGACCUGAAUGCCGCCCUCUCGGUGGUGAUCAACGAGAAGGUGGUGCGCAAGAGCCAGUCCAUCCACGAGGACUGCGAGCUCACUGUGGCGCCCUCGAGGCGACCCUGUGUGCGCAACUCCUUCAAGAUAGUCAGUGGAGAUGGUCGGGAUCGCACGGGGGAGAACAUCAAGUACGGACAGCGGUUCCAGCUGCAGUGCAUGGCCUCCGAGCAGGAUCCCAUUGUCCUGUACAGCGGGCCCAAGCGGUGCAAUCUGCAGCAGGGCGUCAACGCCACCUACUUGUCCCACAAGAACGGGGAGCUCAACCUCAACCUGGGACUCGUCCAUCGCAGUAAAAUCAACUGUCCUGACAACGAUAUACCCCUGGCCUACACGAACUGGUUCUGCAGACACGUGGAUCCCAAACAGCGUUUCGAAAGCGAAGGGGAAGAUAUACCUAGCAAUACCCCCUUGGUGAUUGUGCAUGGAACCACAAAUCGAAACAUUGCUGCCGAAAAUGUUUUAAUACAAACCCUGUUUGGCCCAGAGUUUCUGGUAUCCGUCCAGAACUAUCGGAAUAUCUAUAAGCACGAGAUGUGGAAGAACGUUUGGAUGAUCAGCAAUGGCCAUCAAACUGGAUCAAAAUCUUCAAAUUCUUCGUCCCACUGAGUUCCUAAAGCUGUAAAGGCCUACGACAUGUAUUACAUAUUCUUAAGAACAGGCACAGCACUUA
This is a messenger RNA of Drosophila biarmipes, 1013 nucleotides long. Its product is annotated as cilia- and flagella-associated protein 161. Gene Ontology annotation, biological process: cilium assembly. Gene Ontology annotation, cellular component: motile cilium. NCBI's taxonomy places the organism in Eukaryota, Metazoa, Arthropoda, Insecta, Diptera, Drosophilidae. Bases 23 to 949 code for a protein of 308 amino acids. The transcript is spliced from 5 exons. The record is from RefSeq and is a predicted model, not a curated record.